GAGGAGGAACAACAACAGCAAGACGAACUGCAGAUCGCAACAGAAGCAACCGAAAUUGAGGAGCCAGCGAAACUGAUGGACAGCGAAAGCCCAGCAGCGACAAUUGCAAAUGAGGUAGAGCCAGAGACAGAGACAGAGACAGAGACAGAGGCAGAGGAAGAGGCAGAGGCUGUGGCAGAGCCAGAGUUGGAAAAGGAAAAUCAAGUGGAAGAGGAGCCAGAGAAACCCGUCCAAGCAGCUGAAGCCGCAGAAGUCGAAGUGGCAACAGAAACCGCGGCAGAGCCUGAGAAUGCAGCUGAAAUCGAGACAGAGCCAGAGGCAGUGGCAGAAGAAGAGGAAGAGACGGAAAAUGAGAAGGAGACGGAGGCGGAGACGGAGACGGCGGCAGAGUCAGAGCCAGAGCUGAAGCUGGAGACGACAACCGAUCAGGCAGAACAAAGCGCCGACGUUAAGCCGACAAGUGGCGAAGAUGAUUUAAAUGAAGCCAAUCAAUUAAAUCAAGAGCAAAUCUCAGAGCAAAAACCAGACGAAGCUGAAGCUGACGCUGAGGCUGAGGCUGCAGCAGAAGCGACAACGGAGCAGCAGCUGAACGAGGAGCAGGCGGAGCAGAAUGUGGAACAUGAGAUAGAGACAGAAAGCCAAACGGAGAAGCAGACAGAGCUGGAGAUGGAGCCAGCUGCUGAGGUGGAGGCAAUCAGCGAAGCGCAGCACGAAGAAUCGACUUACCCAACAAAUGAUGAUGAAUUGGCGCCAGAGCAAGCCACAGAGCAGGUGGCCAAUGCACAAGACGAUGCAGAGGAGCACGACGAAGCUGAGGAGGCAGAGGAGACGGCAGCAACAACUAGUGAACCAGAAAUCUUGCAGCAGCCAACAGAGGCAGCACCAGAGGAGACUGAGCUAAAUGCAAAUGCAAUUAAGACGCCCGAAGUGUCGGAAACAAUUGCAGAGCCAGCGCUUGAGCUAGAGUCAGAGCCAGAGCCAGAGCCAGAAGCGGAGCCAGAGUCGGAGACAGAGUCGGAGCCUGAGGCAGUGCAGUUAGACAACAUUGCUAAUGAUGAGGUGUCGCAUGUUGAGGAUGAAGUUGAGGAGCUGCCGUUGCAGCAGGCAGAUGAUGUUGAAGGCGCGGCUGAUGCGGCCACUGAAAUACUAACAGAGGCAACGCACAUUAAACACGAUGAGCUGCAGGAAACCGAACUCAAUCUCAAGACGGAAACCGUCACCGAGCGCAGUGAAAGUGGCGAGCUGGCUGAAGCGGAAAUGGACAAAAAUGAAAAUGAUAAUAUCAUACAAGGAGCGGAGCCAAAUGUGGAGCAGCAGCCAAUCAAGGUCACAGAGGCAGAGACAGAGGCCGAAGCAGAGGCAGAGGCAGAGGCAGAGUCCACAACAGAGCAACAGAUCAAAUUGGAUGAGGCGGAGCUGCAGCAGCCAGAAGCGAACUUUGACGACGCCAGCAUGGAGCAAAUAAAGGAAAAUGUUGAGGAUGCUCCAGCGGAGACUGUGACCGAAGCAGCAGCAGCGGAAAUGGAAACGGAGCAGGCAACCGCCACACAGCUGCCCGAGCUGGUCGCCGAGGUGCCCAUUGUGAGCGAGGAGCAGGCCUCCGAUGACUUCAAGGAAAGCGAAAGCGUUGCGGGCAUACUUAACGAUCUGAUGCUUGAGGGCGACAGCACCGUGCCUCCAGUGCCGCUCGGAGAGCAGCCGUCGCAAACUAUGCCCAUGCCGGCAGGCGAGAAGCCACAGCAGGUGCAACAGCAGCAGCAACAGCAGCAGCAGCUGGAUGAGAAUGAAAUGCCAGGCAUGCCCGAUUUGCUGGCAGAGGCCGAUGAGCUGCACGAGCAGCAGGAGCAACCCGAAGACACUGAAGCGGAAGCAGUGCCAGUCACUGAAGCAACCAGCAAUGAGCUGGAUGAUAAGCUAAUUACCUUCAAUCCCGAGGUGCCAGUGGAGCAGCAGCAGCAGGAGCAGCAGGAACAGGAGCACGAGCAGGCAGCUGUUACAGCUGAGCUGCAGCCAGAGUCAACCACAUUGGAAACAGAAGUCGACUCAGAGCCAGAGCGCACGCUGUCGCCCGAUGAGCUGCCCUUCGACCUGAGCGAUAGCUCCGGUCCGAUCAGGCUGCAGGAGCUCGAGUCGGACAGUUUGAUUGUGGAGUCCACGACGCUGGACACACAGCUCGACCAGAACAAUCACAUUGAUGAGCUGCACGUGCCCGUCUCUCAAGCCAGCGAGGAGGCCACGCCCAAUCCGGCUGACAUCGUUGAGAUCACCACGCAGACCAUGCUCGGCUUGGCUAGUCGUGUUACCCUCAUGGAGCCCGCCGCCCCAGUGGUGACCACCCUGAAGCCCCUGAUGACCUCUGAGGAGGCCACACCCCUGCCAGCUGUCAGCAACCCGCCAGAGAUUCCCAUCGUGUCGCUGCUCAGUGGCAAACCCGGCACAGAGCUGCGCAAGCGCGUCGACCUGGCCCUGGAAGCCAUCUCUCUGGGCCUGCCCUGCGCCAGCGAUCGCCAAUGCCAGAUGGCCGAUCCCCACACCGUCUGCAAUGCACGUGGCGUGUGCGACUGCGCCGCAUCAACCGGCACAGAUCAGGGUCAGUGCAGCGCUGAGCGCACAGGCUGCAGUCCCGGCACCUUCCAGUGCCGUUCGAGUGGCGUUUGCAUCUCGUGGUUCUUCGUGUGCGACGGACGCGCCGACUGCAACGACGAUUCCGACGAGGAGUGCACCCACAAUGCCCGCCUCAAUCAGACCUGUCCGGCGGAGGCGUUCCGCUGCGAGCGCAGCGGCCGUUGCAUCUCGCGUGCGGCGCUCUGCGACGGACGCAAACAGUGUCCGCAUGGCGAGGAUGAGCUGGGCUGCGAUGGCCAUCUGAAGGGCGGCAACAGCUGUCCGGCGCACACGUUCCGCUGCAAGAGCGGCGAGUGCCUGCCCGAGUACGAGUACUGCAAUGCCAUUGUCUCCUGCAAGGAUGGCAGCGAUGAGCCGCCCCAUCUCUGCGGCUCUCGUGCCAUGCCCAAUCUCUUCAUGCGCCUGAUCGAAGCGGGCGGCCUGCUGGCCAGUCGCCGGGAGCCGGAUGCCUAUUGCCCGCACCGCUGCAGCAAUGGACUCUGCCGCUCCACGGCCAUCGUGUGCUCCGGACGCGAUGGCUGCGGCGAUGGCACCGAUGAGCAAACCUGCGCCGUCUGCCGCUGUCCCGCUCCAACUGCUGCCAGCCUGCCGACCUACUUGGCCAGACAUCGCCCCAUGCCGCUGUGGUAAACGGGGGGGGAGUGGAGCGGAAGCAACAACGAUCUACACUUCGAUCAUCUACUAUCGUGCACUUCACCCACGCUGUCAAUUUGCCAAUUUAUGUGAAUCAAUUUUUGGAUAUAUUCGGAUUUUUUGAUUUUGCAUUUAAGUCGAUUUAACGCUAUUUAUUUAUUUAUUUAUUAUUUGUUUGCGACUGCGCCUGCCACGCCCAAUUGCCACCUUGCUAGCAAGGGAUGGCCGACAUCCUUUGACCCAGCGAUGCUGACAAUUGUGCGCCCUAUGCGCAAUCUAAAGACCCCCAAACACCACACAUACACACCUCACACACUAUCCACACUUCAUCCAGAACUUCAUCUUUUCCCAUUAUCAACUUUAUUUAUUCUACUCAUGUGCCCAUUCAACUAUUUAUUUAUUCUCACUCUUCACCUAAA
Drosophila navojoa is the source of this 3677-nucleotide messenger RNA. It is a transcript of the gene ImpE1, whose product is annotated as Ecdysone-inducible gene E1. Gene Ontology annotation, molecular function: protein binding. The record is from RefSeq and is a predicted model, not a curated record. NCBI's taxonomy places the organism in Eukaryota, Metazoa, Arthropoda, Insecta, Diptera, Drosophilidae.